UUUUCAUCUCAUCAAAACAAAGCGGGGGCGAGCCGAAACCAGAGAGCGAGCGGCGGUUCCUGCCUCCAUGAAUGAGAGGUCGGUCGGACCCUUCAUCCUGCAGCCUAACGCCCGUUCCCAGGGCUGUGGAGAAGCCAGAGGAGCCUGCCGCUGAUGAUCCCCGGACGGCCGGAGCUCCCUGUAUGACCGCUUCAUCCCACCGGGAGCCGCACGACGGGAUCAGGAACGAUGCUUGACGGACUCCGGCGGAGGCAAGCCUCCCGGUCCUCCCCCAGACCCCUUUCCCUCAACUUCAGCACCUUCUCGGUCCCACCCCCGAGCCCGGACAUGGAUAGCAGCAGCACCGAACAUCCAUUCAGGAGGACUCUGCACCGGCUGAAGUUGAUGAGCUCUCCAAGCCUCAGUGAGCUCGGUAAGAGUGAGAAAAGUUCACCAGAGGACAGAGGGGAGAAGCAGAAGAGGGCUGGCGCCAAUGCUACCUGGAACAGCAUUCACAACGCUGUCAUAGCAGUCUUCCAGAAGAAGGGAUUGGCCGAUAAUGAACUCUACACCCUGAAUGAAGGCGUCCGGCACCUUUUGAAAACUGAGCUGGGAUCUUUCUUCUCAGAAUAUCUUCAGAAUCAGCUUCUGACAAAAGGAAUGGUCAUUCUUCGGGACAAAAUAAGAUACUAUGAAGGUCAGAAGUUACUCGACUCUCUGGCAGAGACCUGGGACUUCUUCUUCUGUGAUGUUCUCUCCAUGCUGCAGGCCAUCUUUCACCCAGUCCAGGGUAAGGAGCCCUCUGUCAGACAGCUGGCCCUGCUUAAAUUCAGGAACACCAUAGUCCUGAGCGUAAAGUUGGAGGACGCCUUGUCUCGACCGCGGGCCCGUGUUCCCCCCUCUGUCACCCAGAUGUUGCUUAUACUGCAGGGCGUCCAUGAGUCACGGGGUGUUAAUGAGGACUAUUUAAGGCUGGAGUCUCUGGUGCAGAAAGUGGUCUCACCCUACCUGGGCACCCAUGGUCUCUACUCGGGAGAAGAGGACGACGACCACUGCUGCGUGUUUGACAAGCGGGUGCCAUGGGGCUGGCCCAAGUCUGCAGACCAACCAUCCAAAAACCCAGUGGUACGAUCCAAAAGCUACAACAUCCCCCUGCUGCUGACGCCGGUGGCUGAGUACGACCCAGAUGCGAGCUCGGUCGGGAGCGGAGGGAUUCGUCGCCACUCGGCUUGUGAGAUCAUAUCGUGCCUGGAGGAACAGGGGCUGACCUACUCUGACCUGGCUCCAGGAUCAGAGCUGUCUGGUCCCUCCUCCAACAGACUCUGUGUGGGCACUCAGAUUAAUGGGAUUGUACAAGCAGGAGCCGGUGCCAUGGACUUGGCUCUGUCGUCUCCUUCCAUCCUUCAUUCCUCAGGAGCGCUCCACGGCACAGAGGCCACCACAACAGUGACUGAUCUCAGUAGGGGGGCUUCCUCCUCGCCACCCAGCGAAACGUCCAGUCCUGAAACUAUAAUCGGACAGGUUCCGGAGUCUGCCGGCUCAGACUCAGACGGGAUAUUUAUUGAUUUCCCUUCCCACUCUUCUGGCAGAAACAGCCUUACGUGUGAGAGCAGGCAGAGCACUGUGUAGCUGGGGUCUAUGUAAGGGACCCACAGCGAGUGAGUGUGUGGAAAAUUCUGGUAGAAAUUGGAGGGGAAAAAAGAUAUGUAUACAUUUCAGCAAAAAGGUACAUUUUCCGUUUUUUUUUUCUUUUAUACUGACAUUUUCAACAACUUUCUUCAUAUGUGGAAAAUAUUAUUUCAAUUCUUCUGUGAAACUUUAAAGCAGCUAAGGAAAGCAAAAUGAUCAUACAUGUCCGGGUUGACAUGAAGCGGUACCGAUGACUAAAGAGGUGUUAAUCCUAAACAACAAAAAAUGUUCACUAUUUUAAAAAAGUCCAACGUUUUAACAAGAUGAAGCAGUCAAAAAAUAUACAAGUGCAUCUAAAUAACUUGGAAAAAAAUUAUUGAUCGUUAAUUUAUUUCAGUUAUUUAUCUUAAAAUGUGAAACUUUUAUGUUAAAUAGAUCCAUUAUACAAGGAGGGAUGUCUUUGUUUCAGUUAUUUUAAUGACCAUGGCUUGCAGCUUAUAAAAUUAAGUUUAUAAGAAAAUAAAUGCGCACAAAUAGACUGAAAAGAGAUCAUGUUAGUUACUGACACCUUCCACAAUGAGAGUAAGCCACAACAGGUCAUUUGAUGGUAAAACUUCCCUAAUUGCCAUAUACCCUCAUGUGGACAGAGGUUUAAGUGAAAGGAAAGCCGUGAUAAAAAAAAAAGCUCCAUCUGUCUGUUGUCUUCCUCCCGGUUGUGUAGAUCAUAACAAUGCCUUUAAACAGUGGUUCAAAAGUGGCCGAAUGCAAAAGUUACAGCUGUCCUAGAUACGUCUCUGCAAAGCUUUAUAAAAAAGCUGCCUGCAGAAUCAGAUCACAGCCCUUAAAAUUCACUUGAGCCUUUUUAAUGUAGUUUUCUUCACAAAAAUCUUAAGGCUGUGGUAAAAGCUGUUGUGGAUCCUUUUCUUUAACUGCAGGUUUUCCUUCCACCUAACUGUCCACAGACACUCAGUAGCCCUGAUUCUGACAUGCUUGGAUAUAUCUUUCUCUAACUAACCAGUUUUGAUUUUUUGGCAAUACAUUUUUGAUGAUUACUUUUCUAUUUGAAGGUGUCAAUGAAAGUUAACUGUAUUACUGCCAUUUAGAAAGUCUUCCGCUUAAUUGUGUAGGCCAUAGUGUGACAAUUAGAUAAACAUCAAUUUUUAUUCACUUAAUAUUCUCUUUUUUUAGAGAAACUAAUGAGUCCUUUCAGCUGCUCCCUUGUCCUGGGGUCACUACAGAAAGUCUUUACAAUUUGCUCUCAUAUGGGACAGAGUUUUUACGCUUGAUGCCCUUCCUGAUGCAUCUGAGAUUCUGACCUUGGUUGCUCAAAGUAAAGUCAAAUACUUUAACCUCUUCACCCAACGGGAUUGUCUGUUGUUUAUUUAUUUUUUUUAGAUAAAUUGAUUUUUUUUUAUUAGUUAUAUGAUGAGAUAAAUCAAAUGAAAUGGAAUAAACUACAGCUUCACUUUUUAAAGUGACUGCUUAGUUUUUUUUAAUGACAUUUCUAAUUUACUCAGAAGCCGUUUCUGAGACUGAACCUUAAUUUCUCAGAGUUCUUCAUGUCAAAAAGCUCCAGUUGCACUAUUAAUUUUAGUCUGCGCUGAGACAGAGUUUCAGAAAAUGAAUCCCCAGCAAACGAUGAGUAGAGCAUGUUGUUUACAACUGAAAAUGAAUGAGAAUGUCUUAAGAUUGAAUUUAUCAAUGUAACUACAUAUCAGUGAGACACACCUAGAAUAUCCUUAAUAUGAAUAGAUUUGGGAGGUUUAAGUAUUAUGAGAUGAAAUUACACUGUUUUUCUUUCUUUCUAUUUUUGUUGUUUCAUAGGGUUAAUUCACAGCAGGGAAAUAAAUAUUAAUGUAAUUAAUUUCUCUAAAGUAUUUUCUACAUUUUUUUUUUUAUUUUUUUUGCCUCUGCGGUUGUUAUUCUUUAAAAAGCUGCAAAUUGUACACAUUAAUCCAUUUUUUUUAUGUUACAGGUUGUUUUGCAUUAAUGUACUCUGAGAAAAACUGUUCUAUAAUCUGUCUUCGCUCCUUCGUGUGCUGCUUGGAGGUUCAGAGGUUCUCUCGCUUUCUAGCAGCUCUCACAGCUGCAAAAUAAUCUUGCGAUUGUGUUACUUUCAAUGCAUGGGCUUUGUGGUUCGAGGGAAUAUGACAGUGUUUGUUUACAUUUGACAGAGAUGGAAACAUUUUCAACUGAAUGUUGUCUCACACUGUAAUUUGCACCACCACUAACAUGUAAAUAAAAAAAGUAUGUUGUUUUUUUCUUCAGAAAAGGUAGAUCUUGUAUAGUGAACAUUUGUUCUAAAAGGAAUUGCUUUUUUAAAUAAGAGCUUUUUAAAUUAAUCUUUUUAAAUGAUGUUUUACCUCAAAGCAUUUUGUACUUUACUUUUUGGACAAUCUAUGAUGUCUCCAGAAUUGUACUUUGUAUGAAUUUGUUAUACUGGCCCCAUAAGAAUAAAUAAAUUUGAGUGAUAUCUAAAA
Messenger RNA from Cyprinodon tularosa, 4088 nucleotides. RefSeq names its product proline rich 5a (renal) (gene prr5a). Gene Ontology annotation, biological process: TORC2 signaling. NCBI's taxonomy places the organism in Eukaryota, Metazoa, Chordata, Actinopteri, Cyprinodontiformes, Cyprinodontidae. The record is from RefSeq and is a predicted model, not a curated record. The transcript has 11 exons. The coding region runs from base 229 to 1608 and encodes 459 amino acids. Gene Ontology annotation, cellular component: TORC2 complex.